This is a messenger RNA of Xenopus tropicalis (tropical clawed frog), 4304 nucleotides long. It is a transcript of the gene vwc2l, whose product is annotated as von Willebrand factor C domain containing protein 2 like. The coding region runs from base 2035 to 2619 and encodes 194 amino acids. Gene Ontology annotation, cellular component: synapse; extracellular region. The transcript has 4 exons. The record is from RefSeq and is a predicted model, not a curated record. NCBI's taxonomy places the organism in Eukaryota, Metazoa, Chordata, Amphibia, Anura, Pipidae.
ACCUUUCCAUGCUUUACUACACGUUGUAUUGCAAUUGCCGCACCUUAACGCUAUCAUAACGCGAGUGAUGCUUUUAGCAAUGAUAUCACAGAUUGGAGGAUGAUUAUGGAUGAACUAAGUCUGGAAACUGGGCGUUCCUAUGGUAUCAAAGAGGAAUUCUCAGCAUCUUCUCCUUAGUCCCCAGAGGUAUACUAAGCCCUUAAACAGUAUUUAAACCAUAUCAGUAAAGUGCCGGCGGCUUCAGUAAAUACUCUGACCUUGGAAUAGCAUAAUAAUAAACGCUGGGUAAUGAAUUCUCCACGGCCUUUCGUGUAGCCAAAAUGCAGGCUCUGGCUCUAAGGGCUUUUCAUAUUCAAGGGCAAAUGUUUCUGUCGGUAUACCCACUUGCAGAGCAAAGCACUAAAAUAAUACAUUUACAUUGGUGACUAAAAUGGCAAUAGGGGUCAAUGGCUCAUGAACUAUUAAUAGAUCAUUGAAAAAAACUGCACAAAUAAUUUUAUGUACUACCUGAAUUUAGAGCAGGGCUCUAAAAUGUCGGUUCUAUACAUCAGUGUGUAUAAGUUCCGGACCUAUUUACUAUGGCCUGUUUAAACUGACGCUAUAAACAAGUGAGUGUUGUAAAUAAGGUCUAACUUGGGACACUCAAGCUGCUGUUCAAUUCAAAAUCCCAGCAUCCCCAGCGACCUUUAUCUACUAGUGGAUGAUGCCAGCAGUAGUUGAGUGGAUACUAGUUAAGCACCGUCACUAUUAUAGCCAACGUUACACAAAUAGUUAACUGAGGGGAAGGGGGAAGAGUCUGCCCCAGCCCACGUUAGGAGAUCCUGUUCUUCAUUCCAUCAGCAGUCUCCCCUAAACGCCUCUCUUUUGCUGGGGGCUGGAGCAGUGCUGCGUCCUGCCGUGCAGUGGAGGGAACGUUGCGCUGCUGCUGUAGUUGUGAGUCGCUGUUGCAGGGGCGCUGUGUGCCAUUGUGCUGUGCGACUCUCCCUGGGAACAGCUCGGAGCCGCUGUCCGUGGUGCUGAACGCAGUUGGUGCCGCGUCUCGAUGGGCAGCGCUCAGUGCGACUGAGAUCAGUUCUUUGCGGAGCUCCGAGGCGCUGUCUGUGGUGCUGAACAGCCUGUGGCAUAAGGCGCAUUGCUGCUGUCCGUGGUGCGGAAUAGAGAGCACUAUGUCCGUGGUGCUACAGGCAAGCGCUGUGUAGAUGAACAGCAUUGAUGUGUCCAAGGAGCAUCAGAUCUCCUCUUGCUGGUGAAGCUAGUUCGGAACUAACCAUUCUGGGGAGUUAUUUGCCCCUUCUUAUUAUCAUCUCCAUGUGGUGCUGAACUGACUAUGGUUCUGAAGCAAAAUGUUGGUUCUAUUUAUUGUCUUUCCACACUGCAGGGUGAUCGCCCGCCGUGUCCUGAGAUGUAAAAAGUUAUGAAUUUGCCUUCCUUUCUUUCCUCUGGCUACUUUUGUGACUGCAGCCUCCCACUGAAGCAACAUAUUGCCAUGGUACGGAGGGUGUUCCAGACUGGGCAUAGGCUGAGCUUCAUGCUGUUGCUGUUUGUGCUGCUGAAACCAUAAUAUACACAUGCACAUACACACACACCGCCUCCUCAGCUGCCACUGACAGAGGGGAACCCAAGCACACUGGAUAUAUUGCAGUUGGGACUCCAGUGCAACUACCAGAAGGUCACAAUGAGCUGUGGAUUAAUCUCAGUGUGUUUGGGGGUUAUUGCUGCAUAUCAGUAAACCAAUCUGUGCAGAGUUAGGAAACCUGGUGGCAAUACGGUAUCCUUACCAAAGCUCCUGUGCCAUGGAUGGGAAACUGAAAGGACGCUCUUUUAAUUCGUCCUAAAAUGGGCCCUUCUGACACCUAGGAUGGGAUAAAUAUGGACUGUGUUCUACUGGCACAAGGUUGUCCUGCUAAUCUUCAGGAUUAACCCCUUUGAGAUUCCCAAGUGUACUAGUCUCCUUGCUGCUUGAUUCAGACCCACAUGGCAGCGGCUGGAUACAGUUCCUAGUGGAGUGGCACAUAUAAGGUCCAGCAUUGGGGGAUGGCUCUACAUAUUUCUGCAGCCUCAAUGAUUCUAUUGGCAAUCACAGCAUCAGCAUCCUCUGCUUCUAUUAACCAGGAAGACUAUGCUGCAGAUGAAGGAGACCAAACCUCUAGUAAUGAUAACUUGAUUUUCGAUGAUUACAGAGGCAAAGGCUGCGUGGAUGACAGUGGUUUUGUAUACAAACUUCAGGAGAGAUUUUUUCCUGGGCAUUCUAAUUGCCCUUGUGUUUGUACAGAGGAUGGACCUGUUUGUGACCAGCCGGAGUGCCCGAAAAUCCACCCCAAGUGUACUAAAGUAGAACACAAUGGAUGCUGUCCGGAGUGUAAGGAAGUAAAAAACUUUUGUGAAUAUCAUGGGAAAAGCUACAAAAUUCUGGAGGAGUUUAAGCCCUCUCCGUGCGAAUGGUGCAGAUGUGAGCCCAGCAAUGAAGUGCACUGUGUGGUGGCAGACUGCGCUGUUCCAGAGUGUGUCAACCCUGUUUACGAGCCCGAGCAGUGCUGUCCCGUCUGCAAGAACGGUGAGCAUGCCCAUGUGGCUAAUCCAGAUGCAGUGAAUAUCGCUCCAGACUAUGCCGCUGUGUAGCCUGCUCCAGCCCUUCUGGGAACUGCCAAUGGUCCUAACUGCUUUGCAGGCACCACCAUUAUCCCAGCAGGUAUAGAGGUCAAAGUGGAUGACUGUAACAUCUGCCAUUGCCACAAUGGAGAUUGGUGGAAACCAGCACAAUGUUCCAAGAGGGAGUGUCAUGGAAAGCCGAACCUAUAGACUCACUGUGCCUAUUCUAGAGAGAGAGGAGAGGAUGGACCAUCUCUACAGAUCAGCCUGUAAAAGAACACAUAGCUGAAAGGAAAGGUCAAUUAUAGUGGACAAGCAUAACAGAGAAGAUGCCGGAACGAGUAGGAUUGGUUGUUCGGUGUAGAUGUUGCAGUGAGCUGCAAUCACUGAGACAUUCAAAUGACAAAGGGACGUCAAUGCCAACUUUUGAUCACCUAAUCGCCACCCCUGGGAAUGGCUGGCAAGGUUUAAUCAGAGAGAUCCUGGAUACUUUCCAACGUGACACUGUGAGGAAGCUCUGGAUCCAUUUCUUUGGUCCUUGCGAAUUUACCUGACAAUCUUUUGUCCUGUCUCCUGUUAUAUUAUGUUGUUUUUUUUUUAUUAUCCUGGAAUUGCAUAUAAUUUUCACACAGAGACCACAGAAAAGGGGAAAACGUUCUUUUUUUUUAACAGUAAAUGCUGAUUCAUUGCUGCAUACACCCCCACUAUAAUUAAGCACCAUUACAGUAUGACUUUGUUUGCUUACAGAAAGGCCUCGAGUGGAUUCAGAGCAUUGCAGAACCAUUUGCUCCAGGAGAAUAAUAUAUUUGUUUGAAGUGUGCGUCUUUUUCAUGGAGAAAAGCAUUAUUUGUCACCAUUUCUUUUCUUCAUGUAUUGUCUGUUUCCAAAUAAUAUGGGCCAGAUUUCAGUGGCAAAUCUCCAACUGUUCCUUCUGUCUGUGCUGCCUCUCAGAGCUAAAAGCCCAGUAACACCAAAACAUGGAAAUGAUUCAUUUGCGCUGAUAUUGCAGUUAUUUGUUUCCAGUACUCACACAAUGCUCACUUCAGAGGCAAGGUUAUGCAUUCCAUGCUAUUUUCUUUAUUUAAAGGCAGUGGCAGACAGUUUUCUGUCUGUGAGGCUGACAAACCACUGUUAAAGGAAAGGUAAACCCUCAAAAUGAAUAUAAAAUUGCUCAGACUGCUCUUCUCAGCACCUGUGCAAAAGUCAUCAAACAUUUCUCUUGACGCAGAACAAUCCCUCUGAAAUAUUUUCCCGACUGGAUGCUAGAACUGACCAGCAAGUGGCGCUGUUGUUUCAAUGUCAUUAUAUUAGCAGCAUAAAAAUUGCUAAUAUCUUGAAAUCUAGAAGAAAAAAAAAGAUGUAAGUUGCAAAGGUUCUUAGAAGAGCCAUCUGAGCAAAUAUAAAUUCAUUUGUUUUGAGAGUUUAAGUUUGCUUUGUUCAGCUAUGGAUAACACAUAUAUUUAUGUAUUGGGACAGACAGCCGAUGCCAAUAUGAUCAUUUUCUAUAAGUGAAUUUUUGGAACCGCAAACAGUGUAGUAUAUUUUGUACAUAACAUUUUUUUAUGUUAUUGGCCCUAUUAGGGAAACUAUAGCUUAAACUAUAGCUUUUAUAUUGGCCUCUAUAGGAAAGAAUAUUUUGUAAAAUUCAUAUAUCUAUAUUAAGACAUAGCUCCCUGCAAUCUAAUUCUAUAUGUAUAAAAAGGACCUAAUCAUGA